This is a messenger RNA of Maniola jurtina (meadow brown), 1430 nucleotides long. RefSeq names its product triadin-like. The transcript has 2 exons. Bases 50 to 1426 code for a protein of 458 amino acids. The record is from RefSeq and is a predicted model, not a curated record. Lineage: Eukaryota; Metazoa; Arthropoda; Insecta; Lepidoptera; Nymphalidae.
CCAAUUUCUAGUGCUUAUAAACCAAUUUAAAUUGUACCAAUAAAACAAAAUGCAUUUUUUAUCGCACUUGCUUCAUGUGUGCUACUUUUCCAUCUUAGUAAGACUAAUGAACGGUUAUCUACUGUUUGCCGCGAAUUUUGACGAUUUUCGAGCAAUUGCCAAAAAGUUACAACCAGAAAUCUUAGGUGAGAGCCUAGCCCGAAUAGCUAAGCCGUAUUUGAGAGAAAAUCUACGCUCCGAUUCCGAAAAUUCUGAAGAAGUAUCAUCAUCCGAGAUCGUUAAUGAUAGUCUCCCCCCUAUAAAAGGUAAAGAAAAACAUCCCCCAAUAAAAGGUAAAGAAAAACCAAAAGAAGAUAAAGAAACAUUCGAUAUUAGUCAAAACACUUUCGAUGAGUUAGUCGAAAGAGUUAAGGAAAGACUAGCAAUGGAACUCAAACCGACUUAUCUGAAUAACAUUAGAAAAGAUGAGAAAGACGAUAAAAUGAUAAAACUUAAUAAUCUUAAGACGUAUAAUAAUAAAAAUGUCGCUCCGUAUAACAUGAAAAAGAAGGUUAAAAAUGGAAAUAAGCAAGUUAAUUUGGAAGAAAAGUCAAAAAAUUUAAAGGAUCAGCUAAAUACUGAAGAAAUGUCACCUUUCGUGGACGCGCCGGAUUAUAAAGAAGAGAUAUUUAACAAACCCAAAGUCAAACAAGAAAUCAAAGCUACAAAAACAGUAGAACAAGAUGAUUAUGAAGAAGCUAUGCCUUUAAAAAACUCAAAAAAAUUAUAUCCAGCUGUAAAAUAUCCAAGACCAAAUGAAAAGGAAGGAAAAGAAAUGGAAUCAACAACAGAUCCAAGUGGUUUUUUUGAAAAAAUUGAUUUCACACAAAAUGAUAGCUAUGAAGAUUACGUUAAGCCAGCAAAAGAACAUAUUUACGCAAGUUCUGAAAAUAUAUCUUAUAAGAGAGACGAAAACCAACAUAAUAAAAACAUUCUAAGUAAUAAAAGAUACAAAAUCAAUACAAAUCAUUAUCUCCAAAAGAACUUUGAUAACAAUCACGCUACAGUAAAAACUAAAAUCAAUAAAAACGCGAGGGAUACCGAAAAAUCAAUAAAACCACCAAAUAAUUACGAUUAUAAAGAAAAAAAUAUCGAUUCUGAGGAAAUAAAAGCUAAAACCGAGAAUUUGUGGUAUGAUAACAAUGAAAGAGUUACUAUUGAUACUGUAACAGCAUCCCAAAAGUCGAAAAAAUCGAAAUUCGGAACCAAACUACCUACUCGAGAUACUUUCAGAAUGGUAACACCGAAUUUCAUGGCAAAUUUUCCCUUAGUAGUGGAAAAGUAUAAUUUUGAUGAACCCAUUCCAGAGAAGGACCGAGAAAGAGAAUCUUUGAAAUAUAUAGGAAACCCUCCGGCAAGUAUAAAUAAAAAAGUUCAAUUAUUAUAAAUUA